This is a messenger RNA of Drosophila kikkawai, 7210 nucleotides long. NCBI's taxonomy places the organism in Eukaryota, Metazoa, Arthropoda, Insecta, Diptera, Drosophilidae. The record is from RefSeq and is a predicted model, not a curated record.
AAUAGCGAGAGAGAAACGCUUUAAAACAUAAACUAUCGCGGAACGAUUCGCCCGAUUAUAGGACACGCGGUGCUGGCGAAUUCGAAUUUGUCGAAACGGGAAAAAAGCGAAAAAGGCUGAGAGGCCAGCGCAAAAUCGAAGAAAAAACUGUGAAUUUCAUUUCUACAAUUUACUGCAAUGUGCUAGUAAACGGAACCGAAGAAAUUGAUUAAUUCUACGAGAAAGCCAACAACAAAACGGAAAUAAAAGAUAAACAAAGAACCUGUGCGUGUGGAGAAGGGAGAUGACAAGAAGGAAAAGUGCAACCCAUAUAAGUUAUAUAACAUAGAAGCCUAAAUCAAAUCCUUAGUUAACCAAAAUCACCGAAAUAUUUUCAUAAUCAAUAAGUAAAUAUUUUAAGUGUGUGCCGCCAUCGUCUUCUCUAAAGUCAAAGUCCAAUCUUUUUAAAAACGUUACUUAAAAUAUUGAAAUCAAAUCGAAUCGAAUCAAUUUGGAAUUGAAUCGAUUAACCGAUUAACAGCUGUGCUGUACACAUGCACCACCUGUGUGUGUCUGAAGGGGUGCGCACGUGUGUGAGUGUUUCGUGGCAAGAAAUAUAAUACACCCAGUAUAAAUUUAAACAAAAUAUUUAACAAAAGGAAAAAAAAUUAAACAAAGCCAGGCGCUAGAUGGCGCUGUCGCUGCCAAAGCCAGCUGUGCUCAGUGUUGUUGGUGUCCCACACACCACUACUAAUACUACUAAGAUUGUUGUGGCUGCCGCUAAUAAAACGCGGAAAGGCAAAUUAUAAUAGCAUCCCCUAAAUUAAUUUCAAUUUAUUAGCCUAGCCCCAAAACCAAAUCAACUCCCCAACAACUACACAAACGGAAAAAAAAAAUAAGAAAAGAAAAGCCAAGUAGAAAUAAACAAGAGUUUCGCGUUACUUACUGUUGUCGGUUCAAACUGCUUCGCGUCGUGAUCGUCGCGAUCGUCGCUAGUCCUCGUAUCGGAUCGGAACGGAACGGUAUAUAGUACGAUAUAGUGCGGUGUACGUAUCGGAUCGGAUCGGAUCAGUUGGCAGUCGGUGGCACCUGACAACGCAACGCAACGUUUAGACUAAACCUAACCGCUAUUAUGCAUCGGUGUCGUGCUAAAAUCGCAUUCGAAUUGGCGGGCAAGCAGCAGAAGCAGAAGCAGGAACAACAACUGACAGCUAACUAGCCAAAAUAAUUCAAAUAAAACCAUAAAAACAAAAACAACUAGACAAGCAAAAAAAAAAACUAAUUAAAUAAACCCUAGUUUAUAUCGAAACAUUUUUCCGUGGCCCAAAUAAUCCAAGAAUCGUCAGCAAUCCUGGAUUAUUUGCUAAAGACUUUGCGGACGCUGAAAUCCAAUUCGAUUAUGGCCGAGAAUCAAAGUGCGGCCAGCGAAGAUUCGGGUCACCAACAGCAACAGCAGCAGCAGCAUCAGCAGCCUCCACUAGCCAGCACCUCCUCAUCAGUCAACGCAGCCAGCGCAGCAGCAUCGACUUUAGUUAAUCAGUCGCCCACUAACUCGCAGGCAUCUUCGCCGGAAAACUCACAGGAAGCCCUGCCCCUUGUGCGCCGCCAGCAAUCACCAGCAGCGACUGUUGCAGUAGUCGCCACCGGUAGCAAUACCCCGCAGCAGCAGCAACAGCAGCGCAGCAGCCUCAGCAACAUGUUUGAUCGCACGGUUAAUGCCAAGUUCAAGACAUCGGCUGCCAAUGCUGGACCUGGACAAAAUCCUGGGCGCAGGAACUCCAUGCUGACACCCGCCAAAGGAGCCAGUGUAGGCGGCACUGGCGGCAACAUACGCAAGCUGACCAAGGUGAAUUCGCUGACCAGAGACUAUGCCAUGUGCUAUGGCCCCAACAUUUACCAGAACAGCAACAACGCCGGCAGCAACGCAUCAACCCUUCAGCGUACCACUAGCGAAAGUUUAAGGUUAAACUCACUUAAGAGUGUAACCCGGGCCAGCAGCAACACUAGCCUGCCCACGCCUACGGCCAUGUCCACCUCCACAUCGCUGGCACCCAAGUCCAGCAGCAGCAGUGGCAGUGACAGCAAUGCAACCCCACAGCAGCAGCAGCAGCAGCCGGCUAGCGGCAACAGCCGCAGCCGUGGGAGCAGUGGUGACAAGGCCAGUUCACCCAACAACAAUGGGGCACGCGCUGUGGGCGGAGCAGCAGCAGUAGCAGGUCCAGCAGUAGGCAUAGGAACUGCCAGCCAUCACCAUCAGCCACAUCACCACCAUCAUCACCAUCAUCAUCACCAGCAUCACCACCACCAACAGCAGCAUCCGCACCAGACUAGCCUCAGCCAGGGACACGCCUCGUUGACCGUCGCCGGCAUAACUAGUGGGGCCUCUGGUUCCGGAUCUAGCGGCGGCUCUGGUGCCGGCACCACCACACGCAAACCAAAGACGACUUCCUCAUUCGAGAUCACCUCGGUGACCGUAGGUCAUCCGAAGCUAAAUGCUGCCGGCGAUACGGGAGACGAGUCGGCCGAUGAUCUGGACGAAUCUCACACGGAUGAUAACAGUCGGAUAACGGAUCUGGAGAACGAGACGCCCUCAAUGUCGGAGGACACGUUCUCCAAGGAGGAGGUCUACUAUGCCAACAAUGCACUCAGCACGAAUGCCCCGGUGAUCCCGACCAGUUCCCAGUACGGUCUGGUGGUUGUGGAUCCCAUUGGUCCCUCGCUUGGCCAGACCAUUCAAAAUGUGCAGGUGAACGUGUCGGAUAAUAUCAUCAAUGUGGUGAGUGCCGCCGUUACUCCCGGUGGCACCAAGAAGAAGGACGACAUCAAGGAGACGCAGCAUCGCAGCGAGCGGUUUAAGGUGGUCAAGAUCGAGUCCACGGAGCCGUUUAAGCGGGGUCGCUGGAUGUGCAUGGAUUACCUGGACCACUCCAGCGUGGGCAGUGGUAAUAACAACGAAAAGACUGGUUCUUCUUCCGAGGCCACAACGGAUGGCGUUGGUGGGUCAGAUGCCCCGCCACAAAAGACCACCCAGAGCAUGAUCCUGCCGCCAACCCAGAAACUCAACGAGAAUCACCUGGAGGCCAACUCGACCGAUGCCAAUUGGAACUAUGCGGAACAGCAGUCGCAGCAGCAGCAAUCGUCGCAGCAGCAGCACCAGCAACACUCGCAACAGCAGCAGCAAUCCUCGCACCAGCAGCAACAGCCACAGAUGAGUGCCACGCCCAGUGGGGUGAUGACAGCGCCGGCCACAGUGGUGCAUGGGAUGCACCAGCUGCACAUGGAGGCCCAGCAGCAACAGCAGCAGCAGCUCUUUGACAGCGUUAAUGCCAAUGCUAGCUCCCCCAAUCCCCAGUCCGUGGACACCGGCAACAUGGGCUAUGCUCUCACGGCGGCCAUGCAGCUGCAGCAGACGUUGCAGCAGUUGAAGCAGCGCGAGGAGGCCAUGGAAUCGGGCUAUCAGAAUGGCGGCGAUGUUGCUGCGCCCAACAACAACAACAGCGGAGGAGGAGGAGGUGGUGGACCACCAGCAACAGCAACAACAGAAUCGCAGCUAAGCACCAGCUAUGUGGAGCAGCAGCAACCACUAUCGCCGGUCCCACAGACACCUCAGAUCACGCCGACAUUCGCAGCUGUGGCUGCCGGGCAAGCAGCCCCCAACUUCCAACUGGAGCAGCAGCAGCAGCCUCAAGCCACAUCCCAGAUAGAUGGUAUACUUCCACAGUCAUUUCCCCAACAACAACACCAGCAACAGCAGACCCCACAGCAAUCGACACCACAGCAACAAGCCCCACCAGUAGCAGCAGCAGUAACGGCAGCUUCAGCAGGAGCAACUGCAGCAGCAGCCCCUGCAACUCAGCAACAGACUUCAAACACUUCCAAUGCAGCGGUGACCACUGGCCAGGGUCAGACAUUGCCGCUGUUAUCACACAUGACCAGCUACGAGCAGCAGCCAUCAGUAGCCGGAGCAGGAGCAAGUGCACCAGGAACAGGCACAGCAGCAUCAACGGCUGCUGUUGCCCCACCAGCGAUUCCCACGCUGCAUUUGCAAAGUGCUCCUGCCACAAUUGCCGAUCCCCAGCAGUUGAUGGUGCCGCAGCAGCAACAGGAUGAACAUCAGCAGCAGCAACAACAACAGAUUCCGCCAACAAAUAUCGCGAGUGCUAGUGCCAAUAAUAGUAAUCUAAACCUAACGAAUCCGAAUGUUGUGGCCAACGCAGAGCCAACGAAAAACGCGCUGACCUUGACCGAUGAACAAGUGAACGCCGCAACAACAGCAACAGGAGCUGCAGCAAAAGCCGCACCAGGAGCCACAUCGACAACAUCAGCAAUGCAGCUACAACAGCUACAACAGCAACCAAAUGCAGAAUCCGAGACUGAAAGUGCAUCUGGAACAAGUGCAGUUGCGAUUGACAACAAAAUCGAACAGGCAAUGGAUCUGGUCAAGUCGCAUCUCAUGAUUGCGGUGCGCGAGGAGGUGGAGGUUCUAAAGGAGCGCAUCUCCGAGCUAAUGGACAAGAUCAGUAAGCUGGAGGUGGAGAAUAGCAUUCUCAAGUCGAACAUACCGCCGGAGACACUGCAGCAGAUCCAGAUGCAGCUCCAAAUUGCUGGCAGUCAACAGCCGGCAGCAGUGGCCGCUCCCCCGGCCACGCCAGCCAUCCAGGCACCGCCGACUUCUGCCCCAACUGCCGCAGGACAGGCAGCAGCAGCAGUAGCUGCGGCGGCGGCAGGUGCCGUCUCAGCUGUGGUGGUGGGCAACACCGGAGCACCGGUUGUUGCCACUAGUCCAGCGUCCACGGCGGCGCCCACGAGCAUUCCCAAUGGCAGCGCCGAGAAUGGAUCCGUCUCGGGGGUUAGCAGCGGCAACAACAGCGAUGCUUCGGUGGUGGAGCAGGUUACAGCGGCGGCAGUGGCAGCAGGAGCGGUACCCACAGUCAACGGACCCAUGUCCUAAGCUGGGCCAGGCUCACGUAACUCGGUAGUGUUUGUUUUUUAACGCCCACUCGGCUGGGUUUGAAUAAUGAACGUCGUUUUUUAUAAGAAUGAAAACACCUUGUAAUGUUAACUCAGCUUUGUCCCCUUCUAACUCGCUCGAAAAACAUGAUGAUGAUGAGGGAGAUGGCGACGAAGCCGAGGAGAGCAGCGAAAGUAUUAGGCCACAGAGUAGCAACAACAACAACAACAGCAACAGCAGCAAUAACAGCCAGUUUACAGUGGCUAACCAGCGGUUAAAUCUGCCUGUUAUGUUAUUGCUGCUGGUUGUUAAUGAUGUUUGAGCUGUGUUGAGCUGCUGCAGCCGCCGUUUUGUUAAUUUCUCGAUUGUGAUAUUUGUUUAACACACACACACACCUACACCUUCAGACACACACACACAUACAUCAAUAAACACACACACACAGAUAGACUGCACGCUAACAGCGACUGCGGCUGGCGCUGUUAACGUUUGCUGUUAACUCGCGAUUAGGAGUUUAAUAUAUUUUUUAACAUUGCGCUGCUGCGCUGUUCCUCUUAUUUUUUUGUUUAAUACUUUUUUAGUUUUGUUUAACCGUUUGUUUCCGUGUUGUUAACGCUACGAAUAAAAACAUGUAAAGCAUAAAAACACACACACAUAACCCACAUAUAAAUGUACUGGCUUUCGAAAUAAUACUUGCGGAAAGUAGAAUUUUAGCCAUGAAAAUCAAAGGGAUAUCAGAGAAAGAAAGAAAGAAAGAAACCGGCAGCAGAAAUACAAAAAUAAUAGAGAGUGCUUGGGAAAAACCAGAAAUCAGGAGGGAAAUUAAAUGAAAAACAUGUGAUAAUUUGCAUUGUGCAGUCAGAGACAUAAGAUGUAAAUUGUAAAAAAAUGGCAAAAAAACAGAGAGAACGGGGCAGAGGAUAAAAAAGGAUAACCCAAUUUCCAAACACAACUAACUAUGAUCGAUAAAUACAAAUAAUCAAUGAAAUACAUGCAAAAGGCCAGCUGCUAUUUUAUAAUUUACUUUUAACUCUUACUUUUAUUGUGUAAAAAGAAAAAGAAAAACCAAGCAAAGCAAAAGGAACACAGCAAAUAUUAGUUACAUCAUAUAAAUAUGCAUGUUUCAAAUUUAAACAAAACACGUAGAAAAUUGUAGUAAUUCUAGCAUAUUUUCAAGCUAUAUAUUUUUAACAACACAAGAAAACAUAUUGUAAAGCUAUGAAAGAAAAUCGAAAAAUGAACAAGAGGAACCACUCGAAAACCAAACAAAAUGAAAGCUUAUCGUAAUUGUUUGUUAAAGUCUUAAAGCAUCUGCAAAAUACCUGUAAAUAUUGUGUAAAACUAUCUAAAAAAACAAACAAAAGAACACACACUUCCAAAGUCACGAUGUGCAGAUCCCAUGAAAAACGAAAAGCAAAAAUUUGUAAAAUGAUGAUUAGAAUUCUUGUCCUAUUAUUCUUUGUUGUAUCUCGUAUUUAGUUGAUAACUCCUCAUAUUAAUCUUAGUUUGGAAAGCUCCCCAAAUGCUUAUACGAAAUCUGUUAUAGGAUUUUUUUUCCCCCAUUAUCCUUGUUUGUGCCCCCAUCCCCAACGCACUCUACACGACCGACAAAUCCUAAAAACUUGUAUAACUAUAAGUCAAACAAUGUAAAACUGCUGCAGCCAUGAAAUGAAAGUGUUGACAACAUGAAGGAAGAAAUCUCUCUGAAGGAGAUUAGAGGAGCUGUGUCCCUCGGUCCGAAGUUGACGGCCCCGUAGACGCCAAGUUUUGUGCUCAGCCAAGGUGUGAACUCACUCAUGGGGAAUGCCAGGACACACAGGAUCCGGCCCCAGAGGCACACGAGCAGCCUGCGGAGACUUUGAUUGUCUAAGGCUUGCCUGGCAAAAUACACAAGAAAGAAUAUAAAGAAGAGCUACAAGAAAGCUACGAACUAAGUGAAGUAGAGCCAAGUAUAAUACUCCAAACUGAAGAGCACAAAACUAGCUGUCUACGCGGCUCAAUCAACGGAAGGACAGAGCGACGGACAGACGGACAAACGGACAGAGAGACCACAAACUAUAAUGCCAUCCCCCCUGAACCCCAUAGUAAUUCUGUUGAUAGUAUUUCCCUUUUAUGAUUUGUAUUCCUAUGCAAAACCAUCUUCUUCAUGCGCUUCAUGUUUAGUUUUUUUCUCCAUUGAGUUAUACUAUUUUAAGUAUCUUUUUAAGCUAACUAUUAAUUUAUUAAUUAGUUCGUAAGUGAGGAAACAAUUCAAAUAAAUUUAAACGAAAUAACUGCAAA